ACGUUCUUUCGUUUUUUCACUUCUUCUUGAUUUCUCGUGUGUACAACAGAAUGGAUCCACAGCGUCACACAUCGAUGCAAUCUCUGUAACAGACUCUUCUCUUGCCUGAAAGAGAACCUCGACUCUAUUUUGAGCGUAAGGCUACGAAAUUGUGUAGGCGGCAACGACAUCCUCUCUCCAUCCUCCGUUCAUUCCCCAAGGAUCAAAUUAAUCCUUACGACCCGGCAACCCUUGGUUUUUGCAAAAGCGGAAAAGUUCAUCUUAAUCUAGGUUGAUAGCUAGAUUCUCAAGGAAUUCAUCAAUCGCCCGAGCUAUACCACCGCGUUUUCGCCUCCAGGUUAUAACCAUGCGUCUCCUUCAUACAGAAAGUAUAGAACUUCGAGAAUUUAGCCCUAGAGAGGUACCAGGGUACGCGAUUCUUUCGCACACGUGGGGAGAGGAGGAAGUUACACUUCAGAAUCUCAAGACGAUUGAGGCAACGAAACUUCAAGGCUACAAAAAGGUCUCAAAAGCCUGCUUCAUAGCUGCGAAAGACGGAUUCGACUACAUUUGGAUUAAUACGUGCUGUAUUGAUAAGACGAGCAGUGCAGAACUCUCAGAAGCACUCAACUCUAUGUAUCGUUGGUACCAAGAAGCCGAAGAAUGCUACGCAUACCUAGCAGACGUCCCACACAGCUCCGUUAAUCGAACGACUAGUAUUACAGGCCCCGAGUUCCGGAAAAGCAGAUGGUUUACUAGGGGAUGGACUCUCCAAGAGCUGAUUGCACCAUCAUCGGUAAUAUUUCUCGAUAACGAAUGGCAAGAGAUCGGUACUAAGUUAAAUCUACAACGGGACAUAUCUAAGAUUACUGGAAUCCCUGACAGUUUCUUAUUAGGGGAUGAUUUAAGGCAUGCCAGCAUUACUCAAAGAAUAUCAUGGGCUUCGAAGAGAGAAACAACAAGGAUUAAAGAUCUUGCCUACUAUUUGAUGGGUUUAUUCGGUAUAUAUAUGCCUAUGCUCUAUGGAGAAGGAGAGAGAGCGUUUAUUAGACUUUAAGAGGAGAUUAUGAGGGUCUCUGAUGAUCAUAGUCUCUUCGCUUGGAGGUCAAAAGAGGAUCAUGGAGGAAUUCUCGCAAAUUCACCAGCUGCGUUCACUGACUCCGGCAAUAUUAUCCCAGUCAGUCCUGCCUAUGCCACAAGCAGUCCUUCAACACUGAGUAGCAGAGGAAUUCAUCUAUUACUUCGCUUUAUCAACAAUGGCCAACAAGGGAAAGGACUUGCUAUUCUUCACUAUACAGAGAUAGGGAAAGAGAGAACGCGAUUCGCCCUUCACUUA
Molecule: messenger RNA, 1315 nt
Organism: Hyaloscypha bicolor E
Lineage: Eukaryota; Fungi; Ascomycota; Leotiomycetes; Helotiales; Hyaloscyphaceae
Product: HET-domain-containing protein
Exons: 1
Coding region: 347-1036 (229 amino acids)
Source: RefSeq, a predicted model, not a curated record